Molecule: messenger RNA, 1509 nt
Organism: Fusarium vanettenii 77-13-4
Lineage: Eukaryota; Fungi; Ascomycota; Sordariomycetes; Hypocreales; Nectriaceae
Exons: 3
Coding region: 1-1509 (502 amino acids)
Biological process (GO): regulation of transcription by RNA polymerase II
Molecular function (GO): zinc ion binding; DNA-binding transcription factor activity, RNA polymerase II-specific
Source: RefSeq, a predicted model, not a curated record
AUGGGAAUCCUUCAGGUCAACAAGGGCUUCCGAUUCGACGGCGGCGCCCUCGGGAGCGGUUGCAUAAUUCUCGUAUUACCGGAAUACGAAAUUUCUCAUGUCAGAUGGAUCCGAUGCUUCCUGUUCCGCAAGUUCCGGUCGCCAAGAUGCAAUGCUCGAUUGCCCCUUGUUCAUCAGCCGCUAAGCAAGCGACAAUGCAGCCCACCUCCAACUCGGCACUCAGCCGUCAGCACCGGCGACCUCAUCGCAAGUCCCGAAAUGGCUGUCUCAACUUGCGACGAGACAAAGCCCAUGUGCUUCAACUGCAUGCGCUUCAACGUCCCCUGUAGCUUCGACCCUCACUCUCCUCCCACCUAUGGCCCAAUACCAAAGGCCCUUUCCGACGAGCUGGAGGCAAACCAGAAGAGUUUGCCUCAUCGGGGUCCGGGUCGUCCGCGCAAAGACUGGGCUGCCCUCGGCAAUGCUCUCAGAGAGGCAACAGCCCCGGGAUCGCCAACUUCAAACGCCUCAACCACUUCUUCGGCUUCCCCUCCGGCCGACUCGGAAGCCUGCUCACUAAACGUUGUCGAUGCUGAUUUGAUGCUUCACUUUAUCCAUCACACCGCUGGGACACUCUCCAAACCAAAUGACCGUAUAGGCCACUUCUGGCGGAACAACGUCCCCAGGAUAGGCUUUUCUCAUCACUUCGUGCUGCAUCUCAUCUACGCCCUGGCUGGUUUCCACCUCGCCUACUUAGAACCCGCCGGGUCCGAUAGUCGAGCUCGGCAUCGCUCGAUAGCCACCCAACACUCGGAAGUAGGCCUCAAGAAGCUCAACGAGACGCUUUCAAACAUCACGGAGGAAAAUUGCGGUGCCCUGUACGUCGCCGCAACGGUCGUGUCUUACUGCGCCUUUGCUGCCGGUCCGACAUCGCCCAAGGAUCUGCUCGUCUGUAAGGUUGGAGACGAAGCCACACUUCAGCAACUGCCAUUGAUACACGGCGUUCGAUUGAUCAGACAGACUGUAGAUCCUGCCACGCUCUUCACAGGACUCUUGGAACCCCUUGCAGACACUGGGCCAGAAGAAGAGGUCGAGAGCUCUGCGCAUCCGCACAUUGACUGGAGCGAACCCUUUACCAAAUUACGACAGUGGUUGACCACCAACCCGAGCAUCAACAUGACCAUCUACGAUCACGCUCUCUCAUCUCUGUCUUCGAUAUACGAGGCCAACUACGGCAGCGAAAAGGGCGCGUGCAAAGUUCCUUCGAGUAAUCAGCUCAUAUUUGGCUGGCUCUAUCGUCUACAGGAGACAUUCAUCGCAGCUUUGAAACGACAGGAGCCACCAGCCUUGCUCAUCUUUGCCUAUUACGCCCCUCUAAUAGCAAUACUUGAGGAGGCAUGGUUUCUAGAGGGCUGGUCAGAGCAUCUCGUCGACUCCAUUAGGACAAUGCUCAGUGACGAGUUGUCUACUUUUAUAGAAUGGCCGACAAACGUAGUGGGAAAGGUAUCGAAAAUUCAUGCUCGCAUGUAG